UGUCACUGAUGCUACAGAUUCCUUGACUAUCACCUCCAUCGCCAUGCUCUCCAUUAUUGAUAUUCCUCUGGAAAUUCUUCUCGAUAAUUUACUUCCUCGACUUCCUUUAGUUGAUCUGCUUCAGCUUCAAUCCACGAACAAGUUCUUCGCGCAACUUUGUGGAGACGAGACGUUUUGGAAAAAGAAAUUAGCAGAAGAUUUCAACUUCCCCGAUGAAGGUACUGCCAGGAGGAGCGGGUGGAAAUUUAUAUAUCUACGAUUAACGAAACCUCGAGUUUUUGUUUGGGGUCGAAAGGAACAUGGCCGGCUCGGAAUGUCGGCAUUCCCAAAGUCCACGCUGAACAACGUAUCCUCUCCUUUAGAGCUCAAGUUUCCUGGUGCCCGAAUCGUGAACCUUGCUGCUGGAGGAAUGUCAUUUCAAGCUCUGGACUCUGAAGGUCGUAUUCACGUUUGGGGUGCAUUAGAUGGUUCACAACUUGCGCUAAAUCGAGAUGGAUUCUCGGAACCAGGCAAGAUAGCAAGUACUCCAUUAAGACUGCAGUUGCCGACCUCUAUUCGAAGCAUCAGUUGUGGAAGGCUACACUCUUCGUCGCUUGACUUCAACAAUCAGAUAUGGACCUUCUUGAGCUGGGGGAGGCCAUUCAGACUGGUUUCUGAUUUGUUGGGCACUCCAGAUUUUACACCAAUACAGGUGGAAUGCGGUUGGACCUUCUCCUCGGCCCUGAUGAAAUCUGGAGACAUUGUCGUUUGGUGGCCAUUUUCUGACCCUCUAAGGACAGUAAUAGAGACAAGGAUGGGUGAAAUGGAUAACGAAGAAGAAAACUCUGCCCACUCCACUAACGAUAGACUGAUCAUGUGUGCACCUUGGGAUUUGCAAACAGAUCCUGUCGUUUUACCUUCUUUGCCCUCUCUACCCAAGCUCUUCGGUGCGGAGCCUGACUCGGAUACCCCACGGGUCGUCAAAAUCGCAGGGUUUGAUAAUGCAAUGAUCGCCUUGACUAAUCAGGGGCACGUACUAUUGUUCGAUACCCUGCAAAGUGCUAGUGAAUCCUCUCUCGGUAGCUGGAAAUACCUUCCAAAUUUCAGCGAGGCAAGUAGACUCCUGAAUCACCAUGUAUUCUACAAUGCCGGAUUGAAGGUACCUCCAUCGGAUACCAAAAUAACUCAUAUCUCGGCCCAUUUUCGCACUUUCAUUGCCUAUUCGGAAUCCAUCGUGUUAAUGGGUGACACGGAGACCAACCCUGACACGCUACCAAAAAUCAUUCCUGGUUUGCAGGAUAAGUCCAUCAUUUCCGUGGUGCUGGGGGAUUAUCACUUCGCAGCUGUCACCGCGACCGGGAAGUUGCUUACUUGGGGUCAAUAUUCGGAUGGCGCACUGGGCCUAGGAGAUCCAGGAUCAUUACAAGCUGGAACUCCAGGCGGCUUCGCAAAUGAAACCCUCCGUGUGCGCGCGCUGGAGACUAGGCAUGGAACACCUCCCGACGUUGAGAUCCCAACCGAAGUGCGUUUUGAUAGUCACAGAAAGAAGCCCAAGGACCGUUUCUGUGUUUCCGCUGCCGCAUCAGGUUGGCAUACUGGUGCUCUCGUCAUCGAUUUAGAGACAAAUGAAAAUCAAGAUGACAGCGAUGUUGAGACCGAGAAGGAAACGGCGCAACCUUCUCGAAUGCGUCGACAUCAUGACGCUGGAGCAGGGCGAGGACAAUUUGAGACGCCUCCAAUAUUCCCCGGCGGUAUUCCCUCUCAGGACCCAGGUUUGCCUUUCAUAGGCCGUGGUGGGGGCAUAUUCAGGGUUGGGUUUGCUGGUAGAGGGAUUCCUAGAGGCCGAGGGUCAUAAGGUGGACUUAUUUGUCUCGAUACUGUAUAUUCACGUAUGGUACUAUGUUAAUGUUACCAUAUAGAACCAGAUUGAACCGGUUGAG
This is a messenger RNA of Lentinula edodes (shiitake mushroom), 1919 nucleotides long. RefSeq names its product regulator of chromosome condensation 1/beta-lactamase-inhibitor protein II. Gene Ontology annotation, cellular component: cytoplasm. The coding region runs from base 44 to 1834 and encodes 596 amino acids. NCBI's taxonomy places the organism in Eukaryota, Fungi, Basidiomycota, Agaricomycetes, Agaricales, Omphalotaceae. The transcript has 10 exons. Gene Ontology annotation, molecular function: protein binding; guanyl-nucleotide exchange factor activity. The record is from RefSeq and is a predicted model, not a curated record.